UGUUUAUCGAUAGUUUAAAACUUAAAAAGCCGAAUAAGUACUGAGUUACUUAUUAAAGUUCUUACUGUAAUAAAACAAUGGACAGAAAUAUUCAAAUAUUGAUACGAUUUCGAAAUCAUAACGAUGAGAGUUAAUUUCGAACAAUAGUAAAAAAUCAAAAUUUUACUAUGGACACGAUGGCACUUGUACAAGAAAAGAAAAAGUUUUUCUGUCGAGAAUGGGCAUUUCAAAAACUAUCCCAUUGUCUGGAUCAACGACCAAUAUCAAAAGCAUGUGGAGCAUUAAUCCUUGGAGGUCCUGGUUCAGGCAAAACAACAUUUUGUGCUGAACUAGUAUGGCCAACACAAGGUCCAAGUGGUCGACAACAACGUGCCCUGAAUCGCCGAUUAUUAGGCUAUCAUUUCUUAGUCGGUCAAAAUGAACAUAGUUUAUUAUUAAGUGAAUUUUUACGAAAUUUAGUUGGACAAAUAUUGAGUUAUAGUACAGAAGGCUUAAAACAAAAAAGUAUUCGGCGUCGUGAGAAACUUGUUAAAUGUACAAGUUUUGAAGCAUCAUCAUUUGUCGGUCCAAAUAAAAUUCAUGAUGAUAUAACUGAGGAAAAUACUGAACGAAAAUGUUUAAAUAUUACUGACGAGCCUUCAACAUCCCAAUGCAGUAAUGAUUUAGCAUCGUUAAACUUAAAUGAUUUAAACGAUGAUCAAAUGACGGGUCGUAAAUUAUUAAAACGUUCGAUAUCGGGUGAAAAUAGUCCAAUUGGAUCUUCAAGUCAAAUUCAACCUAUGAUACCAGCACGACCCAUCAGUCCACGUACCUUAGUUGCAGAUGCAUAUUAUGAAAAACUAUUAAACGACGAUGAAAUACAUCAAGCUUUAAAUCCAGAUAAUAUCGAAAAGAAUCCUGAUGAUUGUUUAAAACGAGCACUUUUAUUUCCAUUACUCGAAAUCGACCCACCAAAACAGUGCUUAUUUUUCAUAAUUGAUUCAAUCGAUGAAGUUGCUUUUACUGAUACAAACUCAACGUUAACGAAACAAAGAACAAAAGAUCGUUGUAAAACUUCACGAACAAUUGCCGAAUUAUUAUCAAAUCAUCAUCAUUUGUUUCCACAAUGGUUACUGUUAGUGUGCACAGCACGAAAACAAAGUAAAAGUAUAUCGAAAAUGUUUACAGGAUUUCGUAAAUUAAGUUUAGAUGAUUUACGUAAAUCGCAAGUUGUACGUGAUGUACAACAGUAUAUUUUAGCACGUUUAGAUCAAGAGAAUUCAUUACGACAACAUAUUAGUCGCGAUACGGCCGAAAUGUUAAAUCAAUUACAUAUUAAAAGUAAUGGUUGUUUUCUUUACUUAGAAAAAGUAUUAGAUGGUGUUUCAGAAAAUUUUAUAAUAUUACGUGAAAUCAAAGAAAUACCGGGAACAUUAAAUGGUUUAUAUUUAUGGUUGUGUCAACGUUUAUUUAAUCGUAAACAAUUUUUUAAAGUAAAACCAUUAUUAAAUGUAAUAUUAGCUGCAAAAUGUCCAAUUACAAAAGAUUUAUUGUACGAUAUUGUUAGAACACAACAAUGGAACAUGACUAUGGAAGAUUUUAAUAAACGAUUUCAUUUAACACGGAAAAUUUUAAAUAUAUCGAAGAAAGGUUUUAUUAGUUUUUUUCAUCAUUCGUUUGCUGAAUGGCUCCUAGAUAUUAAACAUUGUACACAAAAAUAUUUGUGUAAUAUUUAUGAAGGCCACAUCAUGUUAACGAUGUUCUUCUAUUUAAAUGGUAAAAAAUUAUCAAAAAGUGAUAUACACAUAUUUGCAUUUCAUCUAACAAAAGUCGAAUAUUAUUUAAAUCAAAAGUCACCAUGGAAUGAGUCUGCUGUACGUAAUGCUAAUGUACAAUAUGUAAAUAUAACUGAAUUACGUAACGAAGUAAAUGGUAAACUUGAAGAGAACACAAUACAAACGGAUCAACAACUUUGUAAAAAUAACGAUGAAAUAUCAUCCACAGUGAAAAUUAAUUUUAAUGAUUCUUUACCAAGCACAAAUACAGCCAAACCACCAUUACCACCCAAACAAAAAGUGGAUAUUUGUCAAUUGAAUAGUGUUAUAAAAAAUGUUGAUGAUUUACAUACUCUAAUGUUACUAUGGUUAAUCACUAGUGGCGCUGAAGUGGAUACGUGCUUAUUUGAAGAUACAACAGAUCAAGAUUUUAAUUUUGAAUGCCACCUGCCUCGUGAUCCAAAAGUAAUUAAAUUACUAUUAAAUGCUGGAGCUAAAUAUCAAGAGAUUGAAACACAUACCGAUGAUGACGAUCUACAACGAUGUUCAAGUCAAGUAUCACAUUCUACAUCACAAUCGGAACAAAGUCCUGUUGAUCCAUUUUAUGAGUUAAUAUCCGGUAAUGGAAUAUCGUUAAGUCAACAUGAUUGUACGGGUAAAACAUUGUUACAUUGUUUGGCGGCCGAAGGAAAUGCAGCUUUAUUAGCAUUAGCGCUACAGGCUAGCACAGAACCAGUAAAUUUAGAGGCGUCAGAAAGUGGUCAUGGACAGACAGCAUUAAAUGUCGCUGCAAGUCAUGGACAUACAGAGGUUGUACAAAUUUUAUUAACUGCAGGAGCGGAUGUUAAUCAUGCUGAUGCUGAUGGAUGGACGGCAUUACGUGCUGCAGCAUGGGGUGGUCACGUAGAAGUAGUUGAAGCUUUACUUAAACAUGGUUGCUCCGUUGAUUGUAUUGAUGCAGAUCAUAGAACUGCAUUAAGAGCAGCUGCCUGGUCAGGUCAUGAAGAAAUUGUUAAAUUAUUGAUACAACAUGGAGCAGAUGUUAACAAAACGGAUUUAGAAGGGAGAACGGCUUUAAUUGCAGCAGCAUACAUGGGCCAUUCUGAAAUUGUUGAACAUCUGUUAGAUUCUGGCGCAUCAAUUGAUCAUGCUGAUAUGGAUGGACGAACAGCCUUAUCUGUUGCAGCAUUGUGUGUACCUUCAAAUCACGGCUACGCUAAAGUUGUGAGUGUGUUAUUAGAAAGAGGAGCAGAAGUUGAUCAUCAGGAUAAAGAUGGAAUGACUCCAUUAUUAGUAGCAUCUUUUGAAGGGCAUAAAGAUGUUUGUGAAUUAUUAUUGGAGUAUGAAGCUGAUGUUGAUCAUGCAGACAGUACUGGUCGAACCCCUUUAUGGGCUGCUGCAAGUAUGGGUCAUGCUUCUGUUGUAGGUCUUCUAUUGUUUUGGGGAUGCUGUGUUGAUACAAUUGAACCAGCAGGUCGAACUGUUUUAAGUAUGGCUGCUGCUCAAGGCUGUAUAGAAGUUGUGCGACAACUUUUAGAUCGAGGUCUUGAUGAACAGCAUAGAGAUAAUGCUGGAUGGACUCCAUUACAUUACGCAUCUUUUGAAGGCCAUAAAGAUGUUUGUGAAGCAUUGUUAGAGGCUGGUGCCAAAAUUGAUGAAAUUGAUAAUGAUGGGAAAUGUGCACUAAUGCUUGCAGCGCAAGAAGGCCAUACCGAUUUAGUUGAAUUAUUUUUAGUGCAAUAUGGAGCAAAUCCAAAUCAACAUUCUCACGAUGGGAAAACAGCUUUAAGGUUAGCAGCUUUAGAAGGACAUUAUGACGUCGUACGAUUAUUAAUAGCGCAUGGAGCAGAUGUUAAUUUUAAAGAUGCGGAUGGGCGAAGUACAUUGUAUGUGUUAGCGCUUGAUAAUCGUCUACCAAUGGCACGAUAUCUAAUCGAACAUGGCCAAGCAGAUGUUGAGUCCAGAGAUUCAGAGGGACGAACACCAUUACAUGUAAGCUGUUGGCAAGGUCAUUAUGAUAUGGUAUCACUUUUAUUAACUACUGGUGGCGCCGAUGUCAAUGCUUGCGAUGCUGAACAACGAUCUGCCUUACAUUCAGCUAGUUGGCAAGGACAUGCUGACAUUGUGAGAUUAUUAUUAGAGCAUGGUGCAACACCUGAUCAUGCAUGUAAUCAAGGAGCAACAGCUUUAGGUAUAUCAGGCCAACAGGGACAUGAACAAUGCGUUCUAGCGUUAUUACAACAUGGGGCUGAUCCAACUGUAUCUGAUGUUUGUGGACGAAAUGCUUUAAGAGUAGCUCAUAAAUCUGGUCAUUUAGGUGUUGUAAGAUUAUUGCAAGAGUAUGCUAGCAAAACAAAUAUAGGUGGUGUAAUACCAUCUUCUGGUGUUGGUGGCGUUGGCGGUAGUGCUUCUACGGGUAUAUCUUUAUCAACUCCGUUAACCCCAUCUGCAAGUCAUCAUACAACAACUUCUACGACUGGUGUUGGAAAUAGUGGUUCGAAUACAAGUGUAACUUCGGGUUCAACUGCUGAAACAAAACCUUCAUGUGCAGUUUUAUAUCCAGUUGAAUGGGGUGUUUCGGAAUGUAAUACUGGUGUUGGUGGUGUCAGCGGAACAAAUGUAAGCGGACAACAACGAAGAUCUUGUGUUUCAUUAGGAAAUCAUAGCAGUAAUAGUAAAAGUAGCAGUAAUUUGACAGGAUCAAGUCAUAGUAGUAGGCAUGGCGGUGAUAAAAAUAUUAGGGAAGCAAAUUCAACACCUGUUCAACAACCAUUAUCAUUCACACAACAACUACAGCAAUGCAGCCGGGCUAGUAAAAAUCGUCCAGCGAGUAAGUUAUUAUCCCCUUUACAAUCGGAACCACAAAGUCCUAUUUAUGCAUCUCCACCUUUAAGCCCUAAUAUUGAGGAUAUUACCUCAAAUUUUGGUGGAAGUGGGGGUGGUAGUAGUGGUCUUGUGAACAUGUAUCAAUUAUCAUCACAACAUAAGAGUAAUAUAACAUCAUCAUCGGCUGAUACACAUUUUGCACGUGAUACUCAUAUGCGUAUAAUAUUAGGAAAUUCAAAUUUAGGUGUUGGCAAUAGAAAUAUUAAAAAUUCGUUAUCACCAGCACAAGAUAGUGGCAGUAAUAACAUUAGUGGUGGGAGUAGCAGCAAUUCAAAACCUAGACGAAAUGGUAUUGUAACAAAUCCCGCAAUGCGUUUAGUUGCUGGUGUACGUAAUGGUUUUGAUUCAGCAGCAGCAAAUUUACGAAAAAGUACGACAUCAUCAAAUCCAGCAACAAAAACACAUAGUUUUCAAUGGCGUAAGGAAACACCUUUGUGAAAUAUUUAAAUAUAAUUAAUUUUUAAUUGAAUACAAAUCCUAGUCAACCUUUAAAUAUGUGAGU
Messenger RNA from Chrysoperla carnea, 5142 nucleotides. Its product is annotated as ankyrin repeat domain-containing protein 50. Bases 168 to 5078 code for a protein of 1636 amino acids. Gene Ontology annotation, molecular function: protein binding. Lineage: Eukaryota; Metazoa; Arthropoda; Insecta; Neuroptera; Chrysopidae. The transcript is spliced from 15 exons. The record is from RefSeq and is a predicted model, not a curated record.